AUGCACCUGCUUGGCCCCUCGCUCCUGCUCCUCGGUAAGGAAUACGUGGCUUUCUCUGAUUCAACCCAAUGGACAGUCACUCACCCACCAGUGCUCUACGCCUGGGAGGGGGCCUGCGUCUGGAUCCCCUGCACCUACAAGAUCCCAGGAAAUGGAAUAAAGCUGGAAAAUCUGACUGUGUACCACAACUACGUGUAUAAUACGAGCAUAAAGGACUUCACGGGGACCGUCCUCUAUAAUACCAUGGAGAUCUCUAAGAAAUUACAGACCCAGGAGUUUCCUGCUAGCGACAAGCGAGUCCAGUUCCUGGGUGACAACAGAUCCAACUGCACCCUACGCAUCCACCCUGUGAGUGUCCAUGACAGUGGCCUGCUGGGGCUGAGGAUGAUGGCAAAAGUGGACAAAUGGAUGGAGAAUGUCACUCUCAACAUCUCCAAAAUGGCUCCUCCGCCUUCCAUUGAUCUCCCUUUGGAAAUCCGUGAGUCCCAGACGGCCAUCCUGACCUGCUCGCUGAACACAGCCUGCUUUGGCUACCAGAUAGGACUGCAGUGGUCCCUGGAGGGGUCAGUCAUCAACUCCACAAUUCUGAACCCCACUAGCGUUGUCACCCAGAGCCAGCUGACAUUCCAGCCAGAGUGGACGCAUCACGGCAGGACGGUUACCUGCCAGCUCUGGGAUCACGAGGAGGGCCGGCUGCUGUCGGAGGCAUCUGCAGAGCUGAAUGUGAAGUACAAACCUAAGUUGCACAUCAAGGUCGAUCCCCAAAACGCCGUGGUCACAGAGGGGAUGCAUGUGACCAUGACAUGCCAGAUCAAUAGCAGCAACCCCAACUACGAAACGUUCGUCUGGCUCAAGAAUGGGGAGCCGCUGGAUAAGCAAGAUGGGCUGAAGAAAGAGGAGAGGCUCACCCUCACUCUGUCCAUGGUGACCAAGGACAUGAUCGGGGAGUACCAAUGCCAAGCCCAAAAUGCCUUGGGCAUCGGAAUGUCGGAAAAAGUGAACCUCCAAGUAUACUAUCCCCCCAAGGAGGUGAUGGCAGUGAUUCAGACUUCCUCGUGGAUUCGAGAAGGAGAUGACGUGACUCUGUGGUGCAAGUUCAAUUCCAGCAACCCCGAGGUGACCCGCUAUGAAUGGGAACCCCGAGGCCCCCAGGGGGCUUCCGAGAUGCUGACGAUCCCGAACAUUGCCUGGGACGCCAAGCCGGUGACCUGUGCAGCCUGUAACCAGUGGUGUUCGUGGGCCCCUGUGGUCAACCUGCAUGUUCAGUAUGCCCCCCGAGAUGUCACGGUGCUGCUCAGCUCCAGUUCCAUGGUGCAUUCCGGGCAGCACCUCCUGCUGAGCUGCAACUACUCCAGCAGCCGCCCGGCAGCCGUGCGCAUCCGCUGGAGGAAGGACGGGGUCCUGCUGCAGGAGGGCCAGGCGCUGCACUUCAAUGCCAUCAUGCCGGAAGAUGCCGGAACGUACCACUGCGAGGUCAACAACUCCAUCGGCCAGACCCAGUCUGAGGCGCAGGUGGUCUCUGUGCUGUAUGCGCCCCGGAGGCUGCGCGUGACCUUCAGCCCACAGGGUGGUGUGGUGGAGGGGACGAAGGCCCUGCUCAUUUGUGAGAGCGAUGCCAACCCCCCCAUCAAGUCCUACUCCUGGUUCGACGGGAACAACCAGGAACUGCACCACUACGGGCAGACACUGAGACUGGAUCCAGUGAAGAUCCAGCACACAGGAACCUACUGGUGCCGGGGGUCCAACGGGCUGGGCGUGGGCCAGUCACCCCCCACUCUCCUCACGGUCUACUACAGUUCAGAGACCAUUAUCAGGCGAACGGCCCUGGGGCUAGCAGUGAGCCUGACCAUCCUCUUCCUGAUCAUCUGUGGAGUCAGGCUCCAUCUAAGCCGAAAGAGGAUUCAGAGCCAACAGGACCUGCAGGAAAACUCCAGUGGGCGGAGCUUCUUUGUGAGGAAUAAAAAGGUCAGAGGGCGUCCCCUAGUUGAGGGCCCCCCUUUCCAGGGCUGUUACAAUCCGGUGAUGGAGGAUGCCACCAGCUAUGCCAUCUUGAGUUUUCCUGACACCCCAAGGUGGGUAUGGAAGGGAAACCAAGCGACCUCUGGGGCACAGCGGCCUUCCCCGCACUGGGAUGACACGGUCACCUAUUCGGUGGUGCAGAAGCAGAAGCAGAAGCGUCCAAUGGUGAGAAGCAGGGGCGACUAUGAGAACCUGGCUCCAGAAACUCCGGAAGACGAGGGGAUCCACUACUCAGAGCUGGUUCAGUUUGGGCGCGGGGUGCGCUCUCCAGCCCCUGACCCUGUGGAAUACGUGACACUCAAGAACUGA
Messenger RNA from Sorex fumeus (smoky shrew), 2328 nucleotides. RefSeq names its product CD22 molecule (gene CD22). NCBI's taxonomy places the organism in Eukaryota, Metazoa, Chordata, Mammalia, Eulipotyphla, Soricidae. Bases 1 to 2328 code for a protein of 775 amino acids. The record is from RefSeq and is a predicted model, not a curated record. The transcript is spliced from 12 exons.